UAAAAAGGGAAAUGGGUAGGUUAAAGUUAGAUAUAGUGGGAAUUAGUGAAGUUCGGUGGCAGGAGGAACAAGACUUCUGGUCAGGUGACUACAGGGUUAUAAACACAAAAUCAAAUAGGGGUAAUGCAGGAGUAUGUUUAAUAAUGAAUAGGAAAAUAGGAAUGCGGGUAAGCUACUACAAACAGCAUAGUGAAUGCAUUAUUGUGGCCAAGAUAGAUACGAAGCACAUACCUACUACAGCAGUACAAGUUUAUAUGCCAACUAGCUCUGCAGAUGACGAAGAAAUUGAAGAAAUGUAUGAGGAGAUAAAAGAUAUUAUUCAGAUAGUGAAGGGUGAUGAAAAUUUAAUAGUCAUGGGUGACUGGAAUUCGGCAGUAGGAAAAGGGAGAGAAGGAAACGUAGUAGGUGACUAUGGAUUGGGGCUAAGAAAUGAAAGGGGAAGCCGCCUAGUAGAAUUUUGCACAGAGCACAACUUAAUCAUAGGUAAUACUUGGUUUAAGAAUCAUGAAAGAAGGUUGUAUACAUGGAAGAACCCUGGAGAUACUAAAAGGUAUCAGAUAGAUUAUAUAAUGGUAAGACAGAGAUUUAGGAACCAGGUUUUAAAUUUUAAGACAUUCCCAGGGGCAGAUGUGGACUCUGAUCACAAUCUAUUGGUUAUAACCUGUGGAUUAAAACUGAAGAAACUGCAAAAAGGUGUAAAUUUAAGGAGAUGGCACCUGGAUAAACUGAAAGAACCAGAGGUUGUACAGAGUCUCAGGGAGAGCAUAAGGGAAAAUUGACAGGAAUGGGGGAGAGUAAUACAGUAAAAGAAGAAUGGAUAGCUUUGAGGGAUGAAGUAGUGAAGGCAGCAGAGGAUAAAGUAGGUAAAAAGACGAGGACUAGUAGAAAUCCUUGGGUAACAAGAAAUAUUGAAUUUAAUUGAUGAAAGGAGAAAAUAUAAAAAUGCAGUAAAUGAAGCAGGCAAAAAGGAAUACAAACGUCUGAAAAAUGAGAUCGACAGGAAGUGCAAAAUGGCUAAGCAGGGAUGGCUAGAGGACAAAUGUAAGGAUGUAGAGGCUUAUCUCACUAGGGGUAAGAUAGAUACUGCCUACAAGAAAAUUAAAGAGACCUUUUGGAGAUAAGAGAACCAAUUGUAUGAACAUCAAGAGCUCAGAUGGAAACCCAGUUCUAAGCAAAGAAGGGAAAGCAGAAAGGUGGAAGGAGUAUAUAGAGGGUCUAUACAAGGGCGAUGUACUUGAGGACAAUAUUAUGGAAAUGGAAGAUGGUGUAGAUGAAGAUGAAAUGGGAGAUAUGAUAAUGCGUGAAGAGUUUGACAGAGCACUGAAAGACCUGAGUCGAAACAAGGCCUCCAGAGUAGACAACAUUCCAUUGGAACUUUUGACGGCCUUGGGAGAGCCAGUCCUGGCAAAACUCUACCAUCUGGUGAACAAGAUGUAUGAAACAGGCGAAAUACCCGCAGACUUCAAGAAAAAUAUAAUAAUUCCAAUUCCAAAGAAAGCAGGUGUUGACAGAUG
Messenger RNA from Schistocerca gregaria, 1514 nucleotides. Its product is annotated as craniofacial development protein 2-like. The transcript has 2 exons. The record is from RefSeq and is a predicted model, not a curated record. NCBI's taxonomy places the organism in Eukaryota, Metazoa, Arthropoda, Insecta, Orthoptera, Acrididae. Bases 12 to 779 code for a protein of 255 amino acids. Gene Ontology annotation, molecular function: catalytic activity.